Messenger RNA from Talaromyces proteolyticus, 1030 nucleotides. RefSeq lists its product as uncharacterized. NCBI's taxonomy places the organism in Eukaryota, Fungi, Ascomycota, Eurotiomycetes, Eurotiales, Trichocomaceae. Bases 290 to 751 code for a protein of 153 amino acids. The record is from RefSeq and is a predicted model, not a curated record. The transcript is spliced from 2 exons.
CCGAUCUUACGCGGAACGUGUUGGAUUUACCACAUGACUAAAAAGAUGUACUUACUUUCAAUCAAGGAUAUUAAAGUAUUUUAAGACCCAGAAGUACGUGGAAAAUAGAGUCCGUUAUUCAUGUACUUACAAUAUUCUCAUAUAACAACUGAGUCCCCAGAGAUAGGGGAUUGCCGCAUAUUCCGGACCCUAUCCUCCAGGAAUCAUCUUAUGUCACGAUGCAAUAAAGAAUAUUGAAUUCUGGACCCUGAUAUGCAAGAAAAGGAGAGAUAAUACUGAUACCCUGGCCAUGACUCCCAUUCCCAUGGAUAAGAGACAUGAGGAAAGGCAACGCAAGGUGACACGGCCGUUGACAGACUACGAAAAAUGGCGUCUUGAUUACGAACCAGACUACAUUCUGUCCGAUAACCCCGUAUACGAUUUUCAAGAUGAUACUUUUGCUGAAAUUCGAGAUUCAGUCGAUUCUGAAGCGCUUAAUCCACUUGAACCUUCAGGAGGACAUCAUCAAUCAGUCGAGACAGAAGCUGCAUUUGAUCAUGAUAAGCCAAGCCAGCUAGUUGGAAAUAAUGAGAAAGCUGGUAAGGGUGAAUUCAAAUAUACGGCAACAAUUUCACCCCAACUUCACGAUAUUACGGGUUUUGCCGGUUAUUUAGGAAUAAGACCUCUUCUUGCAGUGCUAUUUAUUCUGCUAGCAUUAGCAGCAAAAUCCAGGACCACAAAAGCUCGAUCAAGGAAAGAAGACCGAGCUUGAAUGCAGAGCAGGUAAUCAUCACAUACGCGAGUGUUCUGUGAUGAGUUAGCAGAGCUACAUAUAUCACUCAAAACGCACUACUGCCGAUGUAUUAAACCUUUAACAGUAACAUGGCAAUGAAUACACGAUUCCUGGUGGUAGGAAAAUGUACCCUAACGAGACCUUCCCAUCUUGGGACUGAUCAGUUAGCUACGUAGUGCAUUGAAAAUAGUGCCAACAAACUGAAGAAAUUUUAAGUAACACAAAGGCUGGCGGGUGAUGAUCUACAGUCAAAAAGUG